Messenger RNA from Fusarium pseudograminearum CS3096, 2286 nucleotides. RefSeq lists its product as uncharacterized. The transcript has a single exon. The record is from RefSeq and is a predicted model, not a curated record. Gene Ontology annotation, biological process: carbohydrate metabolic process. Lineage: Eukaryota; Fungi; Ascomycota; Sordariomycetes; Hypocreales; Nectriaceae. Bases 1 to 2286 code for a protein of 761 amino acids. Gene Ontology annotation, molecular function: beta-N-acetylhexosaminidase activity.
AUGUUAAUCCAACGAUAUCGCCUGAUAGCAACCUUACUGGGGGUCCCCGUUCUGACACUGGCCCAUGACCUCAUCCCUCCCCUCCUCGAGAAAGCCGAUACUUUUACCCAAGACAUCUGGUUACUUGACCAAAGCGACAAGAUAAUUUACCUCGACAAUGAUUUCGCUUCUGUAUCCGACAAGGAUGGCCUCACUCUGAUUCCACCCACCGCGCUUGAUUUUGCGACCACUUUUCGAGAUGACCUCGACCAGAUCACAGGUCUCAACUGGACGCUGAAGCAAGCCGAUAAGAUCGCCAGCAAUGCCAGUGGUAUCUACCUCGGCGCGUAUACCGGAGAAUCUUCCGAUCUGACUUACGAGAACGGGAAGGCGAAUUCUGAGGGCUACGAAAUAUCAAUCAACUCGGCACGCAUUACCAUCGGUGGGAAUGGUGCUCGCGGCUUGUGGUGGGGAACCAGAACUCUUCUCCAGCUUCUUUCUCAAGCCUACAACGGCACUCUGACGACUACAUACGUGAGAGAUGCACCAGCCUACUCCACAAGAGGGUACAUGCUCGAUGCGGGACGAAAAUGGUACUCCAAGGACUUCCUCAAGGAGUUGUGCAGCUACGCGUCUUUCUUCAAGAUGAACGAGUUCCACUACCACCUCAGCGACAAUUACCCACUGAACCGCGGAAAGAACGAGACCUGGCAGGAUGUCUACUCGCAUUUUUCGCUAUUACCGGAGGACGAAGAUCUACGAGGAAUUCUCCAUGGCCGGGAGAACGAGACUCUAUCCAGAGACGACUUUGACGAUUUGCAGCAACACUGCGCCUCUCGUGGUGUCACCGUCAUUCCAGAAAUCGAAGCUCCAGGCCAUUCUCUGUAUCUCACCAAGUGGAAGCCAGAGCUUGCCCUUCCCAAGAAGGAUCUGCUGAACCUUACCCAUCCCGAAACUUUGCUGAAAGUGCAGAAAAUCUGGAAAGAAUUCCUUCCAUGGUUCAAGACAAAAGAGGUCCACAUCGGUGCAGACGAGUAUGAUGCUGAACUUGCAGAUGAUUACAUCACUUUUGUGAACAAGAUGAGCCGAUUCAUCAAUUCCACGUCCGACAAGCGAAGCCGUAUUUGGGGUACGCACGAACCAUCCAAGAAAAACCAGACCAUUGACAGGGACGUCGUCAUUCAACAUUGGCAGUACGGCCAAUCCGACCCUGUACAACUUGUCAAGGAUGGCUACGACGUUAUCAACUCAGAGGACUGGUGGGCCUACACGAGCCUGAAGAACGACCACAUGCCGAUUUUGCCAGCUAGAUACCCGCAGUUCUUCAACGAGAACCGCGUAUUUAACUUUGCAGACAAAGGUGGCUGGCAAUGGACACCUGCUGACUUUAACCCUUUCAAUACCAGUAUGCAACUUGAAGAUGACGAGUCACGAUUUCGGGGUGCUACCUUGGCGGCAUGGAACGAUAAUGGGCCCGAUGCUUCGACGCAGUUGGAAGCGUACUACUCUAUGCGUCGCGGUAUCGCGUUGGUGGGAGCUCGCGCGUGGAGCGGAAGCCGUGGACCACAGCUAUUUAACGAGACAACGGAUACAAGCAUCGACUUUUAUUCCUCCAAGGCUCCAGACCAGAAUCUCGAUCGGCAAUUGUCAAUUUCUGAUACCGAUACAAAUGACACUUUGCUAUCAUGGUCACGAUCGAGCGGCGACGGCGAGAGGAUAAAUCUAGGCAAAGGAAGCAAAGGCAUGAAUUACACAUUGACGCUAUCCGUCAGUGGACCCUUCACUUUAUCAGGACCCGACAACUCCUUAUCUCUAGACAAAAGUAGCAAUCUCGUAUUCGAGGCUGAUGGGUGGGAGUACCCUCUUCGUCAAGUCAGUGAGGACGACGCUUUGGAAUUAGACACUGGUCAUCCUGGUCGCAUCUGGGUCAACGCCUCCUCCUCCACACAUAAGCCUGUCACGAUAUCGGUACCUGCUGAGAUCACCCUGGUGGCAGAUGUCCUCCACGGUACGGUGGUGUUGAUUGGCUCAAAGGUGAUAGGGAGAUUCGAAGUUUUUGUCUAUGGAGGGCGGAACACACAGUUCAGCUGGAGUCAGAUGGCUUUUGUUGCGCCAUUAGAUGAGGUCAAAGGAGAAGUGAGUCGUUUAACUUUGAACGGAUCUGCCAUGUUCUCCGCGAUCAAGAAAAAUGAGAAGACUCCCAACGUCCCGGGGAAGAAUGACGCUGCUCCUACGCCAGGUUUGCCAGGUUUGAUCACGCUGACCUUGAUGGUGAUGGCGGUCAUGGUCACAUGGCAAGGUUUUUAG